This is a messenger RNA of Pteropus alecto (black flying fox), 1927 nucleotides long. It is a transcript of the gene CCDC181, whose product is annotated as coiled-coil domain containing 181. Lineage: Eukaryota; Metazoa; Chordata; Mammalia; Chiroptera; Pteropodidae. Bases 227 to 1747 code for a protein of 506 amino acids. The record is from RefSeq and is a predicted model, not a curated record. Gene Ontology annotation, molecular function: microtubule binding. The transcript is spliced from 6 exons.
GUCUGCGCCUGCGCGCGCCCGCCGCGCCCCGCAGUAAGAGAGGCCCGGAUGGAGGACGCGGCUGCGCGCCGUUGCCAUGGCAGCGUGUCCUGGCCGCCUCGGUACCGAGGGGCUCCCUCGCCUCGUUGUCAGAGCUUAGAAAGGGGAGGAGAGGCGAGCGCCCUGGGCCGUCUCUGUGACCUCGGCCGCUGCAUCUUACCCAGCGCUACUCUUUAACGCACGGAAAAUGGAUGAAAAUAAAGAUACCGAUUCAAAAGAAAGUGAAGAAUAUGAAGAUGACUUUGAAAAGGACCUGGAAUGGUUAAUUAAUGAAAAAGAAAAAAAUGGUGCCAGCAUAAUAGAGAUGGCUUGUGAGAAUGAAGAGAAUAUUAACCAAGAAUUAAAAGAGAAUGAAACGGAAGUAGAACACACAAAUGAGCUUUCUGAUUCUGACAGAUCUUCGAAGGAUGAGGUUUCACCAAGAAGAAGUAACUUCAUUUCUGUACCGAGUAUUCAGUCUUUGGAUCCCAUAUCAGAUUCAGAUAGUGAAAACUCUUUCCAGGAAUCCAAACAGGAAAGUCAGAAAGACCUGGAGGAGGACGAGGAUGAGGAAGUGAGGAGGUACAUCAUGGAGAAAAUUAUACAGGCCAACAAGCUUCUACAGAAUCAAGAACCCGUGAAUGAUAAAAGGGAGCGAAAACUCAAGUUCAAGGACAAAUUAGUUGACCUGGAAGUUCCUCCCCUGGAAGACACUGAUAACUACAAAAAUUAUUUUGAAAAUGAAAGUAACAUGUCUGGAAAACUGUCACAGCUAUGUAUUUCCAAUGAAUUUGGACAAGAAAAUGUGCUCCUGUCACUUGAUGGAAAUUGUGAAGAAAACAAGGAUAGGAAGAUACUCGUUGAGAGAGACGGAAAAUUUGAACUUCUGAAUUUACAAGACAUUGAGAGUCAGGGAGUUUUGCCCCCCAUGGAUAAUGUUAAUAGUAAAGAAAACGAAUCUCAGCAGUUGUCACCCAGAUCUUCCAAUUCAUCUGUCAACAGUGUCAAGAGAGAAGAGCCUAUAGCAAAGACCAAUGGCUUAUCAACAGAAGGGCCACUGGCCUUUAUCCCUCAGCCACCACCUAACCCCAAGACUUGUCCAAACUCCGCUGUCAGCUCAGAUCCAAGAAGGGGGAGUAGGAGGUCCGGCCACAGGACACGGUCUGCGAUUGUGUCGCCAUUGACCUCGACUUAUUGUCUUUCCACGCGACAGAAAGAGCUGCAGAAACGGCUAGAACAAAAGAGAGAAAAGCUCAAGAGAGAGGAAGAGCAACGGAAAAUGGAAGAAGAGAAAGAGAAGAAAAAGGAGAAUGAGAUGGUGUUCAAAGCGUGGCUGCGAAAGAAGAAGGAGCAGGUCGUGGAGAUGAAGAGAGUCCAGAGAGCGAAGCAAAUCGAAGACAUGAACAGUAGGCAGGGGAACAGAGAUCCACAACAAGCUUUCCGAUUAUGGCUUAAAAAGAAGCACGAAGAGCAGUUGAAAGAAAGGAAGACAGAAGAACUGCGCAAGCAAGAGGAGUGCUUAUUCUUCCUCAGAGGGACGGAAGGCCGGGAAAGGGCCUUCAAACAAUGGCUAAGAAGGAAAAGGAUAGAAAAACUAGUAGAGCAGCAAGUCGUCAAAGAAAGAGCUAGACAGCUCCGACUAGAAGCAAAGCAUUCUAAACAGUUACAGAGUCAGCUGUGCAACAUGGCAGAAGCCAGAGCUUUUCGUUUUACUGAUCAUUACAACUGAAGGUAUCUAUUAAAUACUCCUUUUGAAGCUGCAAUCCUCCACAUUUUGGAUAUCGUUUUUUAUGGCCUGUGCGCUUUGGGCAUGCUGUAAGUUAAGGAAAUGGUGCGCAGAUUUUGGUGAUGUUGACAAUGAAUUUAUCUUUACUUAAAAACUAGACCAAAAUAAAUUUCUUCUCUUGCA